CACACAUGUAUGCUCGCAAGCGCAGCACGGUACGCAAAGUGGUGUAGAGCGAGCGAGCAUGAUUCCAGCGCGUUAAUGCAGGAACGGUUGCGUGAGGGAGAGCCACACAGAAAGCACACACGCAAUUCGGAACUUCCCUGACAGGCUACGGAAAGGGCAGAGCGCACGCGGGCACACACAAGAGACUUGAGAGAAAGUUUGUGUUGAAUUUACCGUGAAACGAGUAAGUACGUCGUCCGGGUAAAGGUGUGCGUUGUAGCCGCGUGCUUGCAUGUGUGUGUCGUGCGUGCCUCCGUGUGGCGUAGUGUGGACAAUUGGUGCACCUCGUUUUUUUUUAUCCGCUGCUAAAACGGAUGUACGUUUCCCCCCAACGAACGGAAAGUGUCAGUGCGUGAAACGAGCGGAUGGCGUGCUGCAGUCGUGCAGCUUCCAGCAAGAGUUUAGUCACCGUACACGCACGCUAGAAAUUGUGCCCAGGUGCACCAAUCGUGUGUGCGUGUGUGUAUCGGUGGAUAUAGAGUGCAGUUCAGCGCCCCGCAAAAAAAAGCGCUUUUGUGCGAGAGAAAAGAAAAAGGUGACGAUGCAGCGGGGGUGGGCAAAAUAGUGGUGAAGAACAACAGAAAGAAGAACGUGUGCGGCUAUCCCAACACACAUCGUCAAUCUAUCAACCAAAGGCCAUAAUUAACCGAAAAUGAGCAACCGAACGAUCAAUUGGACAAAAUCAGCCUGCCCGUCGUAGUCACACAUUACCAAAAACCGCGACACAAACACAACCACACACACGCGCGGCACACAUACAGUAACGGGUGGCACCCAUCCCAAUCAUCGCUGCUGGCUCUCUCGCCAACUGUCAACGCCGAAAAAGGUGUACGUUGAAACUGUCGUACGUUUUGCUUUCGUGCAGGAAGCUGGUGAGGUUAGGAGUGCUGCCGUUCGGUGCUGCAGGCACUACAGGGUUCCCAAAAAACGGUCCGAACCGAUUGGGUGUGGGAAGAACCGUAUGCACAGCCUCUCGCUUCCCUUCCUCCGAACCCCCAUCCGGUAGCAUCCUUCGGCACCGGAAUCCGUGUCCGUACACCGUGAACCGAUUUCGUGACCGGGCGUGCGUGAAUCAGUACGUAGCACGGUGAGGCGACCGUCGGUAAAAAGGUGUAGGAGCGAAAGAGAACAACCCACCGUUCGGAAAUUAAAUAAAAUAAAACGGCGGGCCCCACCUUCCCCUCCCGCAAUACACGGGUGUCCGCCAAGUGUUAGAUCCGGUUCCGGUUGGUAGACAGGAAGCAGUUUCCCCCCGCUGCAGCAAUUGUAUCGUGCAUCAUCACCCUUGGCCCAGCUCUAUCAAACGCACUAAAUUCAAUCAUCCUUUUUCUUCGCUUCAACUCAAUCAGCCGGGCGCGUAUUUUUUUUUUGCCUGGUCUCUCCCGGUGCUGCGAGAGAGGGAGUGGCAGCUGAAGUGGACAGCAAAAAAAAAAACCGCAAGUACCGUAUGAAAACAACACGGGGUCCAGCAGCACAGCGCCAGGCAACAGCAGCAGCAGCCGCCUGCCAACAAAGGCCAACAACGCGUGUAGCAUCAUCGCGUACAGCGCAGAAACCGAACCGCAACACUUGGAAAGAAAUUCCCAAAAAGGUCGAAGCUGCAAAACGCUGCACUUGUAGUGUUGCUGGGUUUCUAUUGCGCGUACGGGGUGUGUGUGUGUAUCUUUUUUUUUCUUUCUUCUUUGAGUUGAGCCCCCAAAACUCGAUCGUGCUGUCACUGGGCGGUGUGUGUCUAGUUGCCCAUCUGUACCGUGUUGGCUAGCUGCUGGAACAACCGCAUAUAGAAGCACACACACACACACGUACACAUCUACACCCACACGGCUGAGAAAACACGUCAGUACGUCUUGGACGGGAAUUGUGAUGUUUGAACAAUUUCAAUUGCACUGGAAUUCGGCAGUGUAACGCUGGAAGCGAUAAAACGGUCCGGCCGAUACUUGGGAGACGGGUUUUGCGGCAAAGGGGAACCAAACAUCUGACAAAACAUUGCGUUGUUUUGAACGCUGCCGGAAGCGACUCGGUUCCAUCUAUCGGUGGAAGCAAGAAGGCGACGACCCUAUCUAAGAACAGGGGUACCACCCGGAUACGGAUGACCGUAUCCCCCGGGCGGCCAUUAUGGCUGAGGAAGUGACGGCCGUGCUGCGGAUGAGCAAAGAUGGUACCACGUUCGGUUUUCAGCUCCGGCAAAUAGAUAUCGGCGAGCAUGUCAUAUACAAGAUCAUCGACAACACGCCCGCUGACAUGUGUGCAAAGGUGGAGAUAGGUGAUAUCGUAUUGAAAAUCAACGGCGUAGACGUUACUGGAUUGGCUACCAAAGAUGUGGUAAAAUGUGUACGGGUUUCACCGAACCCUAUGACGCUGCAGCUCCGAAAAGAUCCGCACGUAAAGCGUACCGUGUAUGAUAUGAUCAAAUCUACUUCACCCGAACGGGUACUGCAUCAUCAGCAGCACCAGCUACAGUCACCAUUGUCCCAGGUGCCGGAAGAGUAUACGGUAGAGUUGCGGCGCAAGAAGGAUGAUACGCGGCUCGGGUUUGUGGUGCGAGCUACCGAUGUUCUCGAUCAUGUGAUUGUAGAGAUACGGCAAGAUUCACCCGCCGCUCUCUGUGGAAAGGUGGAAGUCGGUGACGUUUUUCUCAAAAUUAACGAAACGGAUGCGCAACAGUAUUCCCCACGGGAUGUGCUGAAAUGUUUGGGUAAUGCUACCGAACCCAUAACAUUGCGUUUGAAACGAGAUCCUUGGAUUAAAAAAUAUCUACGCGAACAGUACCAGCACGAACAGUUGGUAAUGAGUGACGAUUCGAUUGAAUCCUGCAAGGUAAGUAGUGACAAUACGAACGGUUCACCAUCGCAGCCUGUAUCGCGCCUAGCACAACCGAAACGUUCCAAGUUGCUGUCGCUCGACUCGGUACUGAACUUCAACUCACCCAAUACACAGGCAGGCGGACGGACACCGGGGAAUGGCAAUCCGCACGCUGUGCGCGAGUGCCUAUCGGAAUCUGCCUGCCGUCCGUCCCGUAUACCGCAGGCCAUUGCACAAAAUAACUGGAGUGCACCACAGUCACCGUCGCGUGGCAGGAAACCGCCCCGACCGUCACAGAUACCGACGGCAAGGCCCGACCUGCUUGUCACCCGCUUCGUUAUGACCGGCGAGUCUCAGUUCGAGACGCGCUACAACGUACCGGAGGUGCAAACACGUAAGCGAAUGAAAGCACCGUUGGUUAACUACGAUACGCUCUCGUCAUCGACCAGCCGCUCGGAAGACAAUAGUAACAGCAGCAGCUGCCUGAUGGAAGACAACGCAAACAACGAUCAAACGCAACCACCUUCGCCGGCUUCCCCGCUCUCGCCCACGGAUGGGCCGGCAAGCGACAAUAAUGUAAUGGGCAACGGUGAUGGUGGUCCAGCAAGUAAAAAGAAAGUGCCCGGUAGCGGCGCUGACAACCACGGUUCGAACGGUAACAACAAUCUGCCGGCGAGCGGUACGUACGGCACGAACGGCGAACCGGCCAACAAGGCGAACCGUAGCAAUAAGGAGGAUGGUAGCGAACGUGACGGUAGGCUAGUGGACGCCGCGGCGAGUGGUGGUAACAGUGGAAACCAAAACGCAUACAGCAACGCGAAGACAGUCACCAAUCAUAGUGAUGCUGGUGGUCGGGAUGGUGGUAGCGGCGUUGCCUGGCCGAAAGACUGUGAUAGUGCGACGGGUGUCCCUAGCGAUGGUAUGCCGCUGCUAGCGAACAGUGAACCAACCAGGCAGCAGCAAAUGCAGCGCCAUAAUGUAGGAUCGCGAACGAAGGGCGAUCCGAGCGAGGUUAGCUACUCGGUGCCAACAUCCCCUACGACGUACGGUCUCGGUAGUGGUAGUGGCGGUAGCGGUGUUGGCGGUGAACAUUUACUAGCCGCUGGUAAUGCCGGCCAUGAUCAGCAACAUCGCAACAACAACGAGAUGAGCAUCAACUCGAUGCCUACCAGCCCGGAGUAUGGUGGUGCCGGUGGCCAUCACCAUCACCAAAUGUUCCGGUACGGUACUGGUACGAUGCCGGAACACACAACGAUUGGUGGUGGCGUGGGUGGUGAUACGAGUAGCGGCGAGCUAACGGCUAACACGAACAUGAGCUCCGGUUCCGGGCCGAAUGGUGGUAUGAUACGGAAAUGUGAUGCCGCUGGUUUCCGUACAAGCCGUUCGGAGGAUCAUUUGCAGCAGACGCAACGGGACGGUGGUAUUGGGGCUGUCGUAUCGAUUGACAUCGACGAGGAUGUGAACAGUUCACUGAACACACUGCUCGACACACGUCACGAUUCGCAAGACUAUGCGAUACCGGAACGAGAGCGGUUUCUAUGGUCGUACAAUGCGCAAGCUGCUCCUAAAACCACCGGCAGUACUGAUGGCGACCAUGUUGGCAACAAUACCGCCGAACCCGGUGCCAACGUGGUUUCGCCACAAUCCUUCUCCAGCUCGGUUAGCUCCUCACCGCAGCGUUCCGCGAGCGAUAGUCCUGCUUCACCUACCUCCGUUUCGAGCUCAGUCAUGUCUUCCUCUGGCGGGUCCCGUGAACACUCGCAUGCUGGUGGUGCCGGUACGGCCAGUUCCUCGAUCGCUAACAAUCCGAGCGGACACGGUGCACCGGGCAGCGGUAGCCAAUAUCAGCAGCAACAUUCGCAGCAACAGCAGCAGCAGCAGCAGUCGCAUCACCAUCACCAUCACCAGCAGCAGCAGCAUCAUCAUAACCAUCAACCGUUGCAACAGCAGCAUUCGUCCGGCGGACAGCAUCCACCAAGUCAGUCUGGUUACGGUGGUGGUCGCGACCAUAGCGUGUCGGAGGCGGUAUCAAACAUCUCCAGCCCAGACUAUCAGGACGAGCACGAUUUGCUCAGCACGAAAGAUUUGAUGGCAAUGGCGAUCAGCGAUCCGAGCGAUUCAGAUUCAACCAUUCUAAUUUCGGAAAAUACGCACCGGUGCGAUUUGCCGAUGAGUCACACCGAGCGUGACCACAAGCUCGUCAUCCAGGUGAAAUCGGGCGAAGGCGCCGGUGCACAGGAGCUGGAGGAAGAUUACGACGGUGCCCGGUGUCUAGCGCUGCUGAAGGAAGCGGAACGGUCGGAGCUGGAAAGCUUCGAUUCGCUGGUGGAGGACGGCCUAAUGCAACCGAGCAGUGUUGCCAACCUGUUGCCGGGUUAUGCGGAAAACAUCACGUACGGUGGUAGCGUUACGCGCGAAUCCUCACCACCGGUGUCGGACGAUGGGAGUGACGUUGACUCGUUACACUCCUUUCACUAUUCACCGAAGGGUGUUGAUCUACCAUCGGCAGAGCGGCUUGCCAAGCGGCUUUACUAUCUUGAGGGCUUCAAGAAGAGUGAUGUGUCGCGGCAGCUUUGCAAAAACAACGAUUUCAGCCGGGCGGUCGCCGAGGAGUACUUGAAGUUCUUUUUCUUCGAGUGUCUGUCACUGGACAAAGCACUGCGAAUGUUUUUGAAGCAGUUUUCGUUAACCGGUGAAACGCAGGAACGCGAACGUGUGCUGGUACAUUUCUCCAAGCGAUACCUGGAUUGCAAUCCGCGUUCAUUCAAUUCACAAGAUGCUGUGCAUACACUAACGUGUGCUAUAAUGCUACUAAAUACGGACCUUCACGGGCAGAAUAUAGGGUCAAAAAUGACUUGCGCAGAGUUUAUCGAUAAUCUGAGUGACCUGAACGAUGGUGAAAACUUUCCCAAGGGUGUGCUAAAACAAUUGUAUUAUUCCAUCAAGGACAAGCAACUCGAAUGGGCACUGGAUGAUGAUACGGAUCCUAAAACGGGUAACCGUAACACCGACGGUAACGGCAAUGGUGGGAACGGUAAUGGACUCGGCGGUGGUACCGGCGGGUUAAACGGUAGCUCCGGUGAUGGUGGAUCAACGGGUGGCAGCCUGCAGGGUCCACCGGUUGGGCCGAAUCCGUUCCUCGAGGCGCCAGCAAUGUUUGCUGCGGUUGAGUACAAAAAGGGUUACGUCAUGCGGAAGUGUUGCUACGAUACCAACUACAAGAAGACUUGCUGCGGCUUUGCUUGCACCAUUUCAGCCCCAUUCGGACGGCGCUCGUGGAAGAUGUUCUUCUGCACGUUGCGCGAUCUGGUGCUGUACCUGCACAAGGACGAGCACGGCUUCCGGAAGAACCAGAUGUCGGACAAUGUGCACAACGCGAUCCGCAUCCACCAUGCGCUGGCCACGCGUGCCAGCGACUACACGAAGAAGCAGCACGUAUUCCGGCUGCAAACGGCCGACCAGUCAGAGUUUCUGUUUCAGACGAGCGACUCAAAGGAGCUGCAGUCGUGGAUCGACACGAUCAACUUCGUGUGUGCAUCCUUUUCUGCACCACCGCUGGAAGGUGGGGUCGGUAGUCAAAAGAGAUUUCAACGACCGUUGCUACCUUGCACUCACAGCCGUCUGUUGAUGCGCGAUCAGUUAGCGUCACACGAACGCCAGGUGAAUAAAAUUUUAAGCCUGCUCGAAGAGCACAAGGUAUCGACCGCACCACCGAAAGGUUUGGCGCUGCAGAACUACAAGGAAAAGGAAGUAUACCUCCAGUACGAGCUUAAGCGGUAUAAAACGUACUACAAUCUGCUCAGCUCCCGCUUGACAAUGGAGCCACAGGAUUUCAACAACCAGCAUCAGGUCAGUGCAGCCGCACUGAACGAUACGGGCGAACGGCGUGACGAUUCCUGCAGCACGAUGUUACCGCUCGGCAGUUACGGUGAUUACGGUGCCAACAGUCAUCCGGCACCGGUACAGCAACGGUCCCAAAAUCCCGGUAGCCUUAUGCCCAACUUUAUCCAGCAGCACCAAGGUGGCAAUGUGGCGGUUAAUGCAACCGGACGGUCAGGACUUUCACCACCCGACACAACGGUCGGUGGGCAAAGUAAUGUAACGCAGCAGCCUACCAACAUCCUAUAAUGGUAGCCUCACUGUCACACAUUCGGUACCGGCCGGAUCGGACCAUCGUGCCCCCACCAUCGGACCAUUUAUGGCCGGAUCGCUGGACCAGUCCGGCGCAUCACAGCACGGGAUUUAGCAUUAUUCAUAUCCGGUACAAAACGGGACACACGCGAACACGGAAGGAUUCGCUAACAAAAAAAAGUAUGUAAUAGGACGCGGUCAGACAAAUCCGAUAGAAGUAUUUCGCAUUAGUAUUUUUCGUCUCGCGGAUGCUUGUUUUGCAUUCCAACAUUUUUUUGGGGGGGAGGGGACAGUCGCUAUCAUUCGCUCCCCCGGCUAAGAAAAAACAAAAACAGUUCAUUAAGGUAAUCGCAUUUAUGAAACUUAUACCCGCUACGCAACGUUUGCUACCAUUUCAAAAAGCAUAGAGACAAACCAACACAAAAGGUAAUCAUUCAACGUCACUGGGACCGCUUGAUGAUUGGCAUUUAUAAACUUUUACCACGUUUCUGGCUUCCUGGUUGUUGCAUUUCUAUAUUUCGAAGGGUCCAAAAAUGGCCCCAUUUUCUUCUUGUUGAUACUAACAAGCAAGCUGAGAAGGUAUCUCUUGGAUCGCUUAUUCUUCCACACAUGAUUCGAUGCAUUUAACGUUUAAAAAACAAUAAUCAGGUUUAGCCUUGUUACGUUCGCAAGCUAAUGAAACUUUUCAUUAAUAAUUUGUUUACCUCUCUAAUGCUUCAGGGAUAGGCCAUCAUCAGCUAGCGUUGUUUAAAUCAAGCGUCUUGCACGCUGGAUGCAACCACAUGGUGGUGUGAAAUAAUGGGUCAUACAUGUAGCAAAAGUAAAAAAAACAAAAAAACGCCCUACAAUGAAGCCAAAACAUAAUAAUCCUAAAUAUGCAAAGGGGGGGGGCUUACCAAACAGAAAGGAUACGGUUGCAAUGAUGAAGACCAGUCAGUCAAUAACAGUAUACAGAUAGGCAAACAAAAAACGUGAUUUGGUGCUGCAACGUAUAUCGGCAUCGACACCACAGACACAAAACGAUACAAGCAUUACAGCUUCCUCUCUCUCUCUCUCUCUUUGCCGGUGUCGGACGUCGAAACGGCGUGCCAAAAUUUUUACAUUAAAAGAGCAACAACAAAAAAUGGUCCAUGGUUUGGCAUGGUUGUUUGCUCAUCGGAAUGUACAGCCAAAUAGUGGGUAGAACCGUGGAAGGAGAAAACAUUCUAUUACACACCAGGCACACAUUCGGGGCAAGCCCCAGCGAGCGCGGAGUGGAAAUGGUUACACGUUUCAUGGAUAGGAACGCCCGGUACGCGGACUAGAAACAAGCAAAUUGAAUGGUACACUUUUACGCUAUUAACGACGUACACAGGCAAGCAAAGCAAAAGUCAAGACAGCCGUUAAUGUGGUCAAGUUUACCUGUACAUUUAUGCUAUGAAUUAUAAAGUGCACGAUAUAUAUAUAUAUAUUCGGAUAUAUAUAUAAUAUAUAUGCAUUAUUAGGAUUAGGAGCAGAUUAGUGCAGUUUCUUUUCUAUUAGUGUUUUUUUUUAUACAUACACAAACCACUCUCUCUCUCUCCAUCUCGCAUACUCCGUUUCCGUAUACUUCAAAAUGUACUGUAUAGAGGAGUGCGUUUUUUUUUGUUCAUCACAUUGUGCAGAAUUGUGUUAGCGAUUGCGUCAAUAUAAUAUUUUUUUUUCAUACCCUUUAUUAAAAUAAAAACGAAUGAAGGAUACAUCAGGCGCGCAGAAACGGUUAGAGGGAAGGAAAAUUAUUAAUUUAGCACAGCGUGUUUUCUUUUUUUUUGUUCAAAAAAAAUGUCUGGGUAUAGGAGUUUAAGGGAAAAGCGUUACUAUCUUUGAACCACCUCCCCGUUUGAUUUAAUGUUGAUCUUAACGGAAGGUAACGCACGACUUAACAAUAAUUCCGUUUCUGAGGAUAGUUAGUAGGGUAAUGUACGCGAUUAUGGCAAGAUCAGGUCGAUCUACUGGUGCAGUCAAAACUUUUGACAUUAGAAAAAAAAAGCUGUUGAAACCUACUUAGCGAAGCGUAAAGGGAAACGAAAUGAUAGAUUUGACAGGAACACGGUUGUUUGUUCGCAAUUAUAGUAACAUUAUUUGCAGUAUUGCAGGUUUUUCGUUUGUUUGUUUGUUGUUUUCAUCCCUCGUUCUGCGUUUAUAAACACACACACACACAAACUCUCUUUUUCUCGCGAUAUAUUUGCUAUAUUAUUUAUAUUGGAACCUAGUUCAUGCAUACAUUAACUGAUGCGAAAACGAAAGGCUGAUUUGAGAACGUGAAGACAGACAGUAUGGCGACCCGCGGUUGCGAAUAUGCGUUACCGGGGCCGCGGGGUGUAUUAAGCGUGAAGAUAGUAAUGCAGCAAAAUGGAAAACAAAAGUUGCUAGCUUAUGUGUUUUGUGCUAUUUGUUUUUUCUUACGAAAACAAAAAAAAACAAUUGCGUACCAUUUUCCCGUGUGCUUUAUUUCAUCACAGUGCGUGAUUUAUGGUCUUGGCUAUAUUCCUUUCAAGGGUUGUGGAAUUGCUUAUUGCCUGGUAUGGGUGCAACAGAAAUGCAAAAAGUGUGUAGUAAGAUACGGGACAGUAGUGAAAAAGGGUAGCGAAAACUGUCGCUAUUUAUAUAUAUACCUAUUAGGAUAGUAGCGUGCCUGAGUUAACAUUUUUUUUUUAUAUAAUUUGUUUCGUAAAGGAGACUUUGUCGCCCAAGGAUCGAUCGAUUUCGUGUUAUAUUCCUAUAAAAUAUUAUAUAUAUUAUAUACAACACAAAACCACAAAUGGACUAUUUGCUCGGUACUAGCAAACCUCCCCCUUCCCUCCUUUUCCCCCGUUCCAAAGCAUCCCCCCUCCCACCCCGUUCGUCCAACCAACCCUUAUUCGCGGCGCCGAACGAAUGAUUUGUAAAAUCACUGGCAAACACACGUUGUCAACAAUUAUAAUCACUGUUGAAGGUUCAUUUCACUAGCGAGUAAGCGAAGAAUAUAAUUUAUAUCUAUAAAGAAUAUAAUUUAUAUCUAAACAAAUCUGAAAACCACUUUUUUGCACCUAUUUACUUUACUUUUUUUUCUCUCCCCCUCUUCCCACGAUUUAUAUAGUGUUAGUACGUUGUUAUUUUCCGAUGAAAGUGUGACGAUAGGAAUAUAAUUUUCUAUUUUCCAUUACAUUCCAGACGCAUUAAUGCCAUUCCGUAACGUUAAGCGUCAACAUCCGAACGUUCCCUUGUGAGAAGUAUUGUAGUUCUAUCGUUUCUUUUAGUAUGUUACAGAUGAUUUUUUUCUUCUUCUAUAAACCUUAUCCCUUUAGUAUAAAGUGAUAGUAAAUGAAACAUUUCGGAGCAGGUUUAUGUGUUUUUGUACAUGUAUUUAUUUUUUUAUUGCUUUUAUCGCAACGCAACAUUGCGGGAUUCGUACUUUAAUCAGUGUACAAUCUGAACCAUAACCUCAUAGGACUAGAACGGGCCCGAAACACUUUCUAAGGAUAUGCUUUGUUAUCCUGUUUUUUUAUAACACUUUUGUACCAUCCGCCGUGUCAGAUAUGGAAAACGAUUCUUUCUUCCGAAAAAGUCAUUUGCAAUUUUUUGUGUUUUUUUGUUUAUCGAUUCAUAGUUUUUAACCCUUUCAACGUAAUUAAACGUAUAUAGCGCAAAAUAACGCUUUUUUUGUUUGCUAUAAAAUUGUAACAAUAAUAUAAAAAAAGGAAAGUGCACAACGAUCAAUUACUGGUACAGCAAAAAAAAUGGGAAAAAAUAAAUCGAAAAACGCACAUGUAAAACAAAGCUUUACAAUAAAAUAAAAUAAACUUCCCAUUGGUGAAAACAAUUCGAUAAAAUUAUGCUGCUAAGGAUAAGACAAUUUGUCCCAUUUGAAGAGGUUAGAAAAGCGAACAAAAACACACACUUUCACAGAGACUUGCGUGCACUAGUACGGUAGAAUCCCGGUUGCCAAAUCAAUCAGUAGUGGAAGU
Molecule: messenger RNA, 10937 nt
Organism: Anopheles funestus (African malaria mosquito)
Lineage: Eukaryota; Metazoa; Arthropoda; Insecta; Diptera; Culicidae
Gene: Efa6
Product: PH and SEC7 domain-containing protein
Exons: 15
Coding region: 2155-6969 (1604 amino acids)
Biological process (GO): regulation of ARF protein signal transduction
Molecular function (GO): protein binding; phospholipid binding; guanyl-nucleotide exchange factor activity
Source: RefSeq, a predicted model, not a curated record